Molecule: messenger RNA, 2973 nt
Organism: Colletes gigas
Lineage: Eukaryota; Metazoa; Arthropoda; Insecta; Hymenoptera; Colletidae
Product: fanconi-associated nuclease 1-like
Exons: 8
Coding region: 304-2850 (848 amino acids)
Biological process (GO): interstrand cross-link repair
Cellular component (GO): nucleus
Molecular function (GO): 5'-3' exonuclease activity; flap-structured DNA binding; 5'-flap endonuclease activity
Source: RefSeq, a predicted model, not a curated record
CGUGUACAAAGAGUAGCCGUACAAUUGAAUCUACUUUUUGAUCCGAGUUCGUGUGCAUUACUUAUUUAUUGUUAAUUGAUGCGGCAGCCUACGUGGCGAGUUUUUGUAGGAAGUGUACACGUUACUGUUUUCAUCGUAAAUGUACGAAGAAACUAGGCAAUUAUAAGAUGACUUAUGUUACAACGAAGUCACGAAGACGUGCUAGUACACACCGAUUUUAUCAAAAUUGCGAAACUGGCAAGGGGUUAACGAUACUGAUUGAAUAAUAAAAUUUGUGAAACACGCAUUAUAGCUUUAAAAAAAAUGUCACAUCAAAUGCGCAUUGAUCAAUAUUACAAAUCAAUAAUUAGCACGCAAAGAUCAAAUAAAACGAUUGGCAUUAACAAAAAUUCUAGAUUAAAAGAUAUAUCGUAUUCAAGAUCUAAAAAGAAAACUGAGAAACAAAAUAAAACACAUAUUAUUAGUUCUGAUGAUAAUGAAAUUAAUUUGAGAACACCAAAACAAGACUUAGAAUGUAGUUUGGAGAUGAGUGAAAUAGCAAUAGAUCGUAAUAAUAGUAUGGAAGUAAAGAAGGAAGAAAUAAUACCAAGCUACGAUGAUAAUGAAAGAUUAAGAUCUCCUAACAAAACUAAUAUUCAAGUUACAAACAACCGUGAUUCUAUUUCUCCAGUAAAACGGUUAAAAUAUUCUCCAAAAGUACCAUCUAAUAAAAAAUUGAAAAACUUGCCACAAAACCUUUCGGGCCACACUCAACAUAAUGACAUUAUAACUAAAGCAAUUGAGCAUAUGAAUUUAGCAAAGCAUGGUGCUAUUCCACCAAAUAAUUUUAAUCUGGAAAAAAUAUAUUCUAAUAGCAGAUUUAAUUACCAGUAUAGUUGCAUAAACACAAAGACAUCAGUAAAGUAUGAAGAAAGUGAAAUAAAUUUUUCUAAUAACUUAAACUCAAAAAUCUUGUCCGCUGUUAUUUUUACAGUUCUUUCUAAUCCUGUAAAUUGCGGUUACUUCGAUGAAAAUGAAAUGGACUUUAUAUAUUCCAUUGUUACUCUUCCUGUAAAUGCUCAAUUGUUACUGACAUGUAUGAUAAAAAGGAAGAAAACAUGGCAUAGAAAAAGUAAUAUAAAGUAUCCGGAAAUAGCUUCGAACUUACAACCUGUGUUUAAACUUCUUGCUUCACGAUCUAUUUGUACAUUUGAUGUUAAAAAUGAAAACUUGUCUACUCUACUCCAUUUAUUGCAAGUUGGUGAAAUACGUCAACUUUGCCAAGUUAUGAAAAUAGAUUCGAAUGGAAAAAAAGAAAAUAUCAUAACCAAAUUAUUAAAAUUAUCAAAGAACAAAUCUUUGUUUCCUGGUAUGAAAAGUCCAAAUGAUAUUUUGUAUACUUCUAUUUUUGAUAUAUUGGAUUAUUGUGUAUGUAUAACUGACAGGACAUGGAAUAUUAUUGAUAAAAUAAUUACUUUACUUGUACCAAAUCAAGAUCCAAAAAUGAGCAUAGCAGAUACAUUUUUCAAUUUAUAUGAUGUUUAUUUAGGAAAAGCAAUGUUUCCCAACAUUCCUGAAAUUCGUUUUCCAAUAUUUUCUUGCACGUCACAUUUACUAAAUUACAUUCAUGCUAAAUCUAUGUUGUUUACUACAUUGGAAUCUAUUGAGAAGAAAAAUUGGGAGAAAGUACGAUAUUAUGGAAAUUUAGCUAUGGAUAAAUUGUCAAAUGUAUUGAAAAUUGAAUCGUUAAGAUUAAGAAAUUCUACAAUUCCCAUGCAUGUUAGAUGUUUCAUGCCUGAAUACGUGUGGUUGAAAAUACUUUCAAAAUCCAUAGAAGCAUUUAAAAAAAUUGAAGACAAAAAACAUGUCUUGGAAAUUUUAAACUUUUUAUUAGAGCAAGAUUGUCACUUGUCUAAGUAUAAAGGAAGUUGGUACAAUGAAUUAGCACUUAUUAAAAUGUAUCACCACAAAGAUGUAGAUGCUAGCGCAUCAGUAAUAAUUGAAGCCUUAGGAACAGAAAAUUUGUCACAAGUAGAUCGAGUAGAACUUCUUGAAAGAGCAAAUAAAAUUUUUAAAAAAAAGAAAGGUGUAAAGCCACAUACAAAAAUCAAUAUUGAUAAAGUUUUAAAUGAUCAUAUUCACCAAAUGCCAAAAUACGAAGUUUCAUCUAUUACUAUAAAUGCUUUAUCAAUGCCUAACAGAGGGAUUGGAAAUAAGAGUGUUUGGUGCAUAGAAAGUAAUAGUGAAAGUCAAAGUUAUGGAUCGGUAGAAAUGCUUGCAUCGUAUCACUAUUCUGAACAAGGAUUUCCUAAUGCAGUACAUUGUGAAGGCGAAUUGCCAAUUCUUUUAUUCGUUACUUUAUUCUGGGAAGAAAUUUAUGAAAUAGAUAUUCCAGGGGCGUUUGUAACACUGUAUCAAUAUGCUCCAGGUGAUUUAUUCACUGAACAUUUCUAUGAUAAUAGAAAAGAGAAAGUAAAUAUAAAAUUUGAAAUUAUUAAGAAUUUUGAUUCGGAAACUUUAAGCUCCUUCAUGAAAAAAAGAUUUGAAAUAUAUAAACAAUAUCAAUCUAUAAUGAAUUCAAACUUACUAAAGAACAGUUUACAGUUAAAAGAAAUAGUAUACUGUUUAGGAGUUGAAGGUAUUGUAGGAAUUUGUAAACGACUUAUUCAGAACUUUAAACUUUGGAAGGCUGGAUUUCCUGAUUUAAUUGCAUGGAAUUAUGAGACCAAGCGGUAUAAGAUUAUAGAAGUAAAAGGACCACGAGAUGUUCUCUCAACGAAACAACAAUUAUGGUUGCAAUAUUUAAACCAUCUUGGACUUAACACUGAAGUAUGUCUAGUACAAGAUAAACUCGGUGCAAAAAACAGAUAGAAAAUAUAAAAGCCCUGGAUAGCUACGAAUUUAAAUAUUUUACAUACCAACAUACUAUAAUUUUUAUACAGAUUAGCUUGCUAUUUAUUCUAUCUAAAAACCAUUUAAUACAAUUUUGAAUUU